GUCCGUAGCUAACCAAACAGUUGGCAUUUAUGAAGCUGGGCUAGCUAGUUAGCCCAUUCCACUCUUUACUGUUAGCCACGUAUUUCAGAACGUACAGUAUAUAACCUCUGUAUUUCUAGAUUAACAAAUUGCCUGUACAAUGAAGACGCGAGUAAACCUAGUGGUUGGACUUGUAUUCAGUUUGAUUGCAGUACAUUCCUGUUCUGGGUUCUAUCUUCCGGGUUUGGCUCCAGUCAGUUUUUGCAAAGAGGGGCAGACUACAGAUGACUGUCAGACGGACAUCCAGCUGUUUGUCAACCGCCUAGACUCCGUGGAGUCUGUAUUGCCAUAUGAGUAUGAUGUGUUUGACUUCUGCCAAGAUGAUAAGGAGAAGAGACCAUCAGAGAACCUUGGGCAGGUCUUAUUCGGAGAAAGGAUAGAAACUUCUCCUUACAAGUUUUCAUUUGGUAAAGAUGAGGCCUGUAAGAAGGUGUGCACUAAAUCAUACAAAACCAGCCAAAACGAGGACAAGAAAAAGCUCGAUUUCCUGAAAAGUGGAAUGCAGCUGAAUUAUCAACACCAUUGGAUCGUUGACAACAUGCCAGUGACGUGGUGCUAUGACGUCGAGGACAAUCAGAGGUACUGCAAUCCCGGAUUCCCCAUCGGCUGCCUGGUGACCCCAGACGGACGCGUGAAGGAUGCAUGUGUUAUUAAUGCUGAGUUUAACAAGAGGAACAUGUACUACCUCUUCAACCAUGUGGACAUCACCAUCACCUACCACAGUGGGGAGGGGGAGGGCUGGACCGGCGCACGACUGGUGGAGGCCAGGCUGGAGCCCAAGAGCUAUAAGCACGAGGACGCAGACAAGCUUACGUGUGAUGGGUCACCUAUGGAAAUCCCGGGAGAGUUCACAAGCGAUGUGACAUUAACAUACUCAUACUCCAUCAAAUUUCAGCAAAACAACAACAUCAAGUGGGCCUCCAGGUGGGACUACAUCCUGGUGUCUAUGCCACACACCAACAUCCAGUGGUUCAGCAUCAUGAACUCGCUGGUGAUCGUGCUCUUCCUGUCGGGCAUGGUGGCCAUGAUCAUGCUGAGGACACUGCACAAGGACAUAGCCAGGUACAACCAGGUGGACCAGGACUUGGUAAAGAUUUCACCGGCAAGCAAUACUUCUCUGUCUUAUGAGGACGCCCAGGAGGAGUCUGGUUGGAAGCAGGUGCACGGGGACGUGUUCCGGCCGCCCAGGAAGGGCAUGCUGCUCUCCGUGUUCCUGGGCCAGGGCACACAGAUCUUCAUCAUGACCUUCAUCACCCUCUUCCUGGCCUGCCUGGGCUUCCUGUCCCCGGCCAAUCGUGGAGCUCUGAUGACGUGUGCCGUCGUGCUGUGGGUGCUCUUGGGAACACCGGCAGGAUACGUCUCGGCUCGCUUCUAUAAGACCUUCGGUGGCGAGAAGUGGAAGACCAACGUGCUCCUGACUGCCCUCUUGUGUCCUGGCAUUGUGUUUGCGGACUUCUUCCUGAUGAACUCGAUCCUGUGGGUGGAGGGCUCCUCGGCCGCCGUGCCCUUUGGCACCCUGGUGGCCAUCUUGGCCCUCUGGUUUGGCAUCUCCGUGCCCCUCACCUUUAUGGGAGCCUACUUCGGCUUCAAGAAACCCGUCAUGGAGCAGCCGGUGAGGACCAAUCAGAUCCCCAGGCAGAUCCCGGAGCAGUCCUUCUUCACCAAGCCCGUCCCGGGCAUCGUCAUGGGGGGCAUCCUGCCCUUCGGCUGCAUCUUCAUCCAGCUCUUCUUCAUCCUCAACAGCAUCUGGUCUCAUCAGAUGUACUACAUGUUUGGUUUCCUCUUCCUGGUCUUCAUCAUCCUCCUCAUCACCUGUUCUGAGGCCACCAUCCUGCUCUGCUACUUCCACCUCUGUGCAGAGGACUACCACUGGUGGUGGCGUUCGUUCCUGACGAGUGGCUUCACCGCGGCUUACCUGUUCGUCUAUGCCGUCCACUACUUCUUCUCAAAACUACAGAUAGUUGGCGCUGCCAGUACUAUACUCUACUUUGGCUACACCAUGAUCAUGGUGCUAAUAUUCUUCCUCUUCACAGGCACCAUUGGUUUCUUUGCCUGCUUCUGGUUCGUCAAUAAGAUCUACAGUGUGGUGAAAGUGGACUAAGUGGGUAGGGACACUCUCCCACCCCCCCCCUCCAUCUCCCUGUACGGAAACCCUCCACAGCCAGGCAACUCAGAGCCCCAAAACCCCUUACCGCGACCUUUCACCCCCCACACUAAGACAAGACUAAAGCAAUGCACGUAAAACUCGCAGCUCUUUCUCACUCACUUUCUCUUACAUGGAGGCACCUGCAGAACGCCAGAACUGAAACUGAAACUGAAACUUAAACUUAUGAUUGACAACCAACCGUUCAGCUGCUUGCUUGAUUGAUUUGAAAAGAAGGCGACGGACAGACCAAUGGCCUAUAGGAUGGGGGAUUCAGCACUCGACACAGCUCCUCUGCCCUAUGUGUGUUUCUUCUUCAAGGCUCUGAAUGGUUUCUUCUUCUUCUUCUCCUUCUUCUUCUUCUUCUCCUUCUCCUUCUUCUUCUUCUUCUUCUUCUUCUUCUCCUUCUCCUUACUUCUUCUUCUUCUCCUUCUCAUUCUUCUUCUUCUUCACCACCAUCUCUUGUUUGUUUGCUUCUACUCUCCUGCUCUGCUUACAGCUCGCAUUGUUUAUUCUUCUUUUCCUUUUUCUUUUUUAAUUGGCCCAUCGAUUGACCCCACCACAUUUUCCCUCCACCCCCCAACUUCAAGUGAGUUUCAGUAAGGACUUCCAAAGAUUGGUCUUUGGCUGCUGGUCGUGAGAAAAUAAAAAUGAGGGCUUCUUCGAGGAUCGCGAGUGUUGACGUGGUACCCAGUGCUGAAGGAGAAUUCGCUAUUUUCCUCCAGUAAUUAUGUACGUAUGUAUGAAAUAUGGAUCUUGAUCUUGCUUUUUAUAUGUUUUAAAAGAGAAAACUAUUGUCCUUUGUGAUUUUGCGUUUGUUUGUUUUGUUUUUUAAAAAUAAUUAUUAUUUUAGCACCUUUUUCUGCUGUAUGUGAUCAAAUUUGAACAUGAAAUACAAAGAAUGUCUGAUUUUCUUUGGGAACUGUCCUUGUAAAGUAGAUGUUUAUUAUUUCUAUGUGGUGUUUUUUUGUUUCGUUUGCUUUGUUUUUCUUUUAACUUUCUUUUUUUUAACUACUUAAUGGGAUAUUGGAGGCGUUGAUUGGAGGUUAAGGAAAAGAUGGUGGAAGGUAAAAAAUCCGAACCAGUUUUUGACCAUUUUGGUGAGUUUUUUGGUUCAGCGAUGGAAAAUCACUGACCAUUUAUCUUGGUGUACUGAUAUCGUAACUGUCAUGUUUAUUGCUUUAUGGUUCACAUGCUGAAGGUUGUUUAUAUAAACAAAAACAAAAAAUGUAAAUGGUUAUGAAGCACAUCUUUACAGUAGGUUGCUUUUCUAUUAUUAUUAAAAGAAGAAACAUUAAUUCCUGAAA
Molecule: messenger RNA, 3489 nt
Organism: Engraulis encrasicolus (European anchovy)
Lineage: Eukaryota; Metazoa; Chordata; Actinopteri; Clupeiformes; Engraulidae
Gene: tm9sf5
Product: transmembrane 9 superfamily protein member 5
Exons: 18
Coding region: 140-2140 (666 amino acids)
Biological process (GO): protein localization to membrane
Cellular component (GO): membrane
Source: RefSeq, a predicted model, not a curated record